AUGGCGUCGCACUCCGUGGCCCAUACCCAAAGCAGCAGUCUCCUCGAUAGAGCUGCACCUCAUCUUCCUCGAAUUCUCCAACCUUCGCUGUGGGAAACUGUUUUCCCUUCUACUCUACGGUCGAAGACGAGGAGUCUGUUCUCGGAGCAGCAGCGGAAGCCUAGGAAUCCAGCGACUUACUUCAUCUGGAUCUACCUUCUGAUCGGUUCACAAGCAAUAAGAAUUAUCCAAGUCAAGAAUGAGCACAACACUUUCGCUCGCAAAGCUGAGAUCCAAAUCGAGAAAUUGCGUGAAGUAGUGCGCCGUCUGCAAGCAGGUGAGGACGUCGAUGUGGAGAAGGUACUAGGCACAGGUGUCCCUGAAGAGGAGGAAGCAUGGGAAGAGGCUCUCAAGGAAAUUGAAAACGAAGAACGAUUAUGGUCAGAAAGCAAAAAGAAGAAACGGCAACAGAGAGAACAGAGAAAGAAAGAAGCCGAAGAAGCACAACAACGGGAGCAGGACGCCAGUCCAGUGAACCAAAUAGCAGAGCCAGUUAAGACGACUGAAACUGCUUCCUCUUCAAGUCCUCCGUUCAGAAAUCCUACUUUCUAUUGA
This is a messenger RNA of Lithohypha guttulata, 594 nucleotides long. RefSeq lists its product as uncharacterized. The transcript is spliced from 2 exons. The record is from RefSeq and is a predicted model, not a curated record. Bases 1 to 594 code for a protein of 197 amino acids. NCBI's taxonomy places the organism in Eukaryota, Fungi, Ascomycota, Eurotiomycetes, Chaetothyriales, Trichomeriaceae.